This is a messenger RNA of Lacerta agilis (Sand lizard), 1842 nucleotides long. RefSeq names its product JunD proto-oncogene, AP-1 transcription factor subunit (gene JUND). Bases 219 to 1238 code for a protein of 339 amino acids. The record is from RefSeq and is a predicted model, not a curated record. NCBI's taxonomy places the organism in Eukaryota, Metazoa, Chordata, Lepidosauria, Squamata, Lacertidae. Gene Ontology annotation, biological process: regulation of transcription by RNA polymerase II; regulation of cell cycle; regulation of cell population proliferation. Gene Ontology annotation, cellular component: transcription regulator complex. The transcript has a single exon. Gene Ontology annotation, molecular function: RNA polymerase II cis-regulatory region sequence-specific DNA binding; DNA-binding transcription factor activity, RNA polymerase II-specific; transcription factor binding.
GGAGGAGGAGCGAGGCGCUGUCGGCAGCGGCGAGGGGGCGGGGGGAGGGUCGUCGCGGUCGUCUCGGGGGCAAGCGGCGCCUCGACCAGCAAAAGCCGCCGGAGAAGCCGCUGCGGAGGGCACCCGUUGCGCGCAACCCCGUCGUCGAAGGGGAGGCGGGCGCGAUCCGGCCGCCUGCCUCCCUCCCUCCGCAGCCGGCGGGGGAGCGGAGGAGGAGGAUGGAAAUACCUUUCUACCAUGACGACGUGUUGAUCGCCUUGGCGGCCUCGUCGGCGGCCCUUUCUCCCUCGUCGGUGCGCCCCGGCGGCGCCUUCCCCGACGGCUCCAACAUGAUGAAGAAAGACGGGCUCUCCCUGGCGCUGGCGGGCGCCGACCCGGGCGCGGCCGGGAAGAGCCACGGAGGGGGCGGCCCCCACCAGCAGCACCCGCAGCAGCAGCAGCAGCCGCCCCCCAGCGGCGCCCCCGACGGCGCGGCGCUGCUCAGCUCGCCGGAUUUGGGCCUGCUCAAGCUGGCGUCUCCCGAGUUGGAGCGCCUGAUCAUCCAGUCCAACGGCUUGGUGACGACCACGCCGACCAGCGGCGGCGCCCAGUUCCACUUCCCCAAAGGAGGCGGCGGAGGCGGCGCCCCCGACGAGCAGGAGUUCGCCGCCGGCUUCGUGAAGGCGCUUGAGGACCUGCACAACCAGAACCAGCUGGGCGGCGGCGGGGGGCCCGUCGGGGGAGAGCUGCCCUCGGCCGCCAGCCUGGCCCCGGCCUCGCAGCAGCACGGCCCGCAGGAGCCCCCUAUCUACGCCAACCUCAGCCCCUUCGCCGGCGCGGCCGGGGGGUACCCGACGGACGGGAGCCCCUUCCAGGCGCACUCUCGCCUGCCCCCUCCGCCGCCCGCGCCGCUGAAGGACGAGCCGCAGACGGUGCCCGAGGUGGCGAGCUUCGGCGACAGUCCCCCUCUGUCGCCCAUCGACAUGGACACGCAGGAGCGGAUCAAGGCGGAGCGCAAGCGGCUGCGCAACCGCAUCGCCGCUUCCAAGUGCCGGCGGCGGAAGCUGGAGCGCAUUUCGCGCCUCGAGGAGAAGGUGAAGAGUCUCAAGAGCCAGAACACGGAGCUCGCCUCGACGGCCAACCUGCUCCGCGAGCAGGUGGCGCAGCUCAAGCAGAAGGUGCUCAGCCACGUCAACAGCGGCUGCCAGCUCCUGCCCCAAACGGCGGCCCAGCAGCCGCACCAGGUGCCGGCCUACUGAGCGCCCCAACGGGGCGCACCGCCAGCCGGGACAGGCGGAGGAGCCGGGAGGACGCGCGGGUUGGACGGUUUUUUUGGGGGGGGGAGGCGGCCUCUCCUUCUCUCUGGACCCCGGCUCCUCUUCCGCGCGGCCCCCCCCCCCACGUCGGACAAUGCAAAGGUGGAUGGGUGUGGACGCCGAAUGGGGGUCCCCCACCCCCCAAGACUUCCUUGUGGGCCGCGCGCACAGAGGACUUGAGACAUUUUUUAAAACUUGCUGGAGGAAACGGGCGCAGGAUUUUGGGGAGGGGGCUGCUUUUGGAAGCUCCCACCCAGCGCAGCUGCCAUUACCCAGUCUCACCCCCCUUGUAAUCUUUGCCUCUCUUUCCCACCCCCUCCAAACGCAGCGUGCCCAGAUGUGACUGCCUUCCACUCUUGGCCCUCCCAAUAUUUUUUCCUCAUAGACCAUGUCUUUCCUUCCACCAUACUGUAUUUAUGUUUAAUAUGCCCCUCUUUUCUUGCUGUUUUUUUUGGGGGGGGGAGGUUUGCCAUUAUAUCUUAUCUCUUUAUCUAUCAUCACAUUCCAUUGUGCAGUAAAAAAAACCUGUGCAGGAGUUUGGAAAUAA